AUGUACUGCGAAACUGCUUCAGAAUUUGGUGUUGGUCUCUUGGACUCGAUUCAUCGGUUUCUUUUGGAAGAUGAUGAUUUUGAAACCCAAUAUCCACUUACACUUCCAUCGGAUCUGAUGGAUUGUUCCAAAGCUGAUGCAAUCUCUAUUGAUGUUGAUCGAUGGGUGACUUUUGAUCAGUUAUUUGAUGCAGCGGAGGCUGCCGCUGCUGAUGUUUCAUUUUCUAGCUCCGAAAUGACUUCUGGGGUGGCGACUGAAAAUUUCAGUAAACCUCACGCGCCGCCGAAGAAGGUGCAUUAUAAGGGUGUGAGGAGAAGGCCGUGGGGGACAUACGCGGCGGAGAUUAGGGAUCCCAAACGGAGUGGUUCGAGAAUCUGGCUCGGUACGUACGAGACGCCCGAAGAUGCUGCACUGGCUUACGAUAAAGCGGCUUUUCAAAUGCGCGGCUCAAAAGCCAAGCUGAAUUUUCCCCACCUUGUUGGCUCGGAUCAGGUGGAGCCGGUGAGAGUGGCCAAUAACAAGCGGCGGUCACCGGGGCCUUGUUCAUCUUGGUCAUCGGCACAGUCGCCUUCCUCUUCGUCAUUCAUGUCGGAUGAUAGAACUCCCAAAUUGAAACGGAGGAUGAUCGAUAGUAACUUGUAAAGAUUCU
This is a messenger RNA of Hibiscus syriacus, 649 nucleotides long. Its product is annotated as ethylene-responsive transcription factor 13-like. Bases 1 to 642 code for a protein of 213 amino acids. NCBI's taxonomy places the organism in Eukaryota, Viridiplantae, Streptophyta, Magnoliopsida, Malvales, Malvaceae. Gene Ontology annotation, molecular function: DNA binding; DNA-binding transcription factor activity. The record is from RefSeq and is a predicted model, not a curated record. The transcript has a single exon. Gene Ontology annotation, biological process: regulation of DNA-templated transcription; ethylene-activated signaling pathway.